AUUUUUGCUAUAAACUAGCUGAGGGAAGGCCGGACCAGAAGGGCGGAGAUAGCUCGGCUCUUGACUUUGUUAGGUAGAUCGAUGCUCGCUCUCUCUCUCUCUUCUUCCUCUUCACCACCUGUCCUUCCCCUCUCUCUUCACACCUCUCUGUCCAGUGUCCACAAAUUCCCCCAAAAUUCAAAAUUUCCAUGUUCAAAAAGAAACCAAGAAGCCGACUCGCUUCCUCUUGCUUUCCUCAUCUUCCUUUUACUCUUUCUCUCGGUAUCUGCCAAUUCUGAGCCUGUUUAGCCGUCACUUAGCUGCGUUUCUCUUUUAAACUCGUGACAUUUGAUGAGCGCUCGAGGGAGAGUGACACUUUCGAUGAGUGCUUGAGGGACAGUAAUACUUUUGAAGCAUAAUUCAGUUAUUCCUCCUUAUCAUGUCUGAUCCAGCUGUAAAACCAGAUAAUGGUAAGGACAAUGUUCCUGAAAAGUGUGUUCAGUCCUGCCAAUCUAUUUGGAUGCCUCACUGGGCCAACACAAGUCACAGGUCAUUGAGUGAUGUCCAUAAUCAAUUAUCACAUCAUUAUGAAUCUGGGGAGGACAGUCACAGAGCUGAGCAUCAUCAUUCACCUGGUGGGCUAGAGAUGGAAACAGACAGCUCUAAAUUUGUGAAAGAAUUCAGAGAAGUGCAUAACAAGGCCUUUAUGAAUGAGAGCUCCGGAAGAAGUUUGAAAAAAUUGAGACAUGAGACAUUCAAAGGCCAGCAUUUUCCAAUGUUCAAAUCUUCUCAAAAUAGAGGGAAUAUUUUAUUCCUGAAUAAUGUUGAUUCCUCUACACAUCAUGAAGGAGGCUUAAGGUCACAAAUUCGUCCUACCCCUGGAUGUGAUUUUACUCUAGGUAUAACUGAUAAUCGUCUACCCUCAAUGCUUGAGUCGAUUCCUUACAAAAUAGACACUCAACAGAUAGAAUCUCAUUUUGAGUUUGGGGGCACUACAUCAAAUCCAGAGCAGCAGGUCAGGUCCAAUAAAUUGCUUGAAAAUAAUGGAAUACAAUUUUCAGUACCUCUUAAGGAUGAAGUUUUGGGGUCAACUUCUAGAGUUAUGCCAUCUGAAUUGAACAAUGGAGGCACACCAACUGAGUCCUUCUUCCACAGGCAAGAUUACACUGAUCAACCCAGCAGUACCUUUUUUGUUGAUGAGAAGAAAAUGAAUAGCAAUGCAGCUCUACCAAGGCAUAAUUCCUCAACUAGUGAUAAUCACCUAAGAGACUUUGUUGGUGAACAAUUUCAGAAUAUGUCAAAUAAUUCUGAUUGUAAGUUAUUCCCUAAUCAGAUCAAGCCCCCAGAGGCAAGAUUGUAUCAUCGGUCUUGUGAACCAUCUAGAAUUCCCUCUUUUGUUCAUGAUGUGAAGACUAUGAACAUAUUUACCACUAUAGACUCUGUAAAAGAGUUCUGCAGAGGUCCUUCAAAGUUGUCACAAACUACUCACUUCUUGUUCACCAAAAAGACCGAUGUAAACUUACCUGAUGGAAGUCAAAUAUUCAGAGAAUCCAUGAUAUCCACCAAAAAUGAAGGUAGACCAAUGAAUGAAUUCCUCAACUUAUCUCCAGAUUUUGGUUUGAAUGUUAAACAAGGAGUGAAACUGCAAACACUGGACAGCUCUGCAGAUAAUGAAGGAAAAGAAAACAUCAACAGUGUCCAUAUUUCGGCAGUUGAUCUAAAGAAUGAAUCAUCAACUGAAACUGAUACCAUGGACAUGGAUACUCUUCAGGAUAACCGUCUAUUUGGCGUGGCUUCGUCCCUCUCUAAUAAGGACAUUGAGGGGGCCCAGAAGUCACCAACAUCUCAUGCUGCAAUAACUUCAGACAAAGAAGAGAGUAGAGGCAGACUGCCUAGUGUAGAGCUACCUGAUAUUAACCAGGAACUUCCUGUGAUCUCAGGAGGGCCAAAUUCAGCUGAUGCUGCAGAGAUGAGCACCUCCAGAACCCAGAGUUUAGACGUGGAGCACUUCCUUUCCUAUUCUGAACUUUCCACAAAUUCAAAACCUAGCGCUUCUGCUGAUGGUCCACUGGGAUUAGAUCCAUAUAGCAGAUGGGUUAAACGUCUCAAACCAAGUGCUUCAGAGUCUUUUGCUCAUGGUACUAAGAGCUCAAAAAUGGGAGAACCCUCUUCCCAUGAAAAAGUGAACAAGUUCUUCAGCAAAAUACUUAAUUGUAGAAAAACUGGUGCAGAUCCCAAGGUUGGCAAGGCUUAUGGUGAAAAACAGAUGGUGAUAGAUCAUACUGCAGAAUUAACAAGGAAUGCUGAAUCCUCUUCCACUGACUCAGCGAGGAAAAGUCAAGACAUAACACUUUCUCAUGCUUGGAUCCAAAGAUGGUGUCAUAACACAGCUUCAUCUUCCAAAAAGAAGCCUGAAGGUCUGGUGAUUUGUCAACCUCAGACUUCAAAGGCAACAGUAGACAACUUCCAGAAGAAGCAAUAUCCAAGCAUUGCUGCUUUGGCUUUGAUGGGUAAGUCCAUGACUGGUUUUCGUCCGUGUGAAUUCAGGAAAAGAGGGUCCUUUGUAGUUUGGAAUACCAAAGGAUUGGGGUAGCUGGUCCUGAGCAAUUAAUGCCAGGAAUGAAAAAGUUGACCUAGCUGUCUCCAGGAUGGCAUUGGUUCUAUCGGUGCCUGAUACUAUUUCUGUAUUUCAACAAAAGGAAUAAAUCUAUGGCUAUCAAGCACCUGUAAGAUCAGUGGAGGAUAUGGAAGUUUAUGUUGCCUGAUUGUUGCUCCGGUAAGCACCCUGCUUGAAUUUGCUCCCCCCUUUUGGCCCUUUUUUUGUCAUUUCCCCUCCACUGUGGACACAAUAGUAAUAUAGUAUUUGAAUGGGCAAUUUGAUAAAGAUUUGGUGGAGGCAUUGUUUCUUGGAGGUUGAAAGGACCAAUGUCAGUCUAUGACUUCAUAUUGUAAAUGUAACAGCACUUGGCUAUGCUGCAAGUGUACGCACUUUAUCCUCCAUAUUUACUGCAAAUGGAGCUUGAGCAAAGCCUGGGAUCAAGAAAAAACAUAUAAAUAUACAGAAUAUAGCAGCACAUAUUUCUUUAGACUUCGAUGCAUAAAGUAUCACAAAGAAUAAUUCAUUGCCAGGCAAUAUAGCAGGCAAGCUUGCCAAGUUUAGCGAGUCAGAUUCACACCAGAAUUUCAAACUAUGGCCUUUGGUUUUGUAUAUUGUGCUAUGAUGCGUUUUACAUUAUUAGAGAAUGAUCCAAACAUUAUGAGCUACUUUGAAGCAGGCAGCAGAUUUGUGGCGUUUAUCCUGAAAGCCGUAGGAAGGAGAAAAAUGGAAACGCCAUAUCCAUUAGUUGUAAAUGGAGGGAUGUCCAACAUGAGUAAAGGAGAAAAAGAACUAACCAUAAGAAACAAUUUUCCUUUCAAUAUUAUGAUACAUUUUUAGAAUUCUUGAAAAUUAUUUGUUUAUUAAUUUGCUUACUGUUUCUCUAU
Messenger RNA from Manihot esculenta (cassava), 3462 nucleotides. RefSeq lists its product as uncharacterized. Gene Ontology annotation, biological process: regulation of photomorphogenesis. The record is from RefSeq and is a predicted model, not a curated record. Lineage: Eukaryota; Viridiplantae; Streptophyta; Magnoliopsida; Malpighiales; Euphorbiaceae. Bases 419 to 2572 code for a protein of 717 amino acids. The transcript has 4 exons.